AUGACUCCACUGUUGCCGUCGCCAGCAUCUUACCAUGCAACAACGCUGCCCAAACUUGACCCAGGUCAAGAGUCCUUACUCUCAGAAUGUGAAAAACGGGCCCUGACUCUAGAUUGCAGGACGGGUGCCAGUACGGUACUGACCAGAUCGUCCGUGUUUGUGUAUGGUGGCUUUACAAUCCCACUGAAUCUCACAGAGAUCAACUCUGUCUCUAUACAACAAGAGCUUAUCCUUUAUUUUGCACGCGAAAGCAAAUACAAAGGCACCUUCCAAAACCUCGGCGACUGGAUCAGCCGAGAAUUGUUUCACAUGGAUCUGAUAUCUCGAAAAUGGGAUCUGAUGCCGACCGAAGUUGACCAGUCGCAAGAAGCAAAGGGCGCCCAGGAUGGUGCGCCCCUUGUCACCAUGAAAGAACGUGUAUUUCACUCGAUGUGCUACCACGAUGGUCAUAUGUACCUCUUUGGAGGUCUCGUGGUUUCACCGCAAUCGGGCUAUGAGCUUAUUGCGUCUAAUGAGCUCUGGGAUUUGGACUUUCGCACUAAAAAUUGGAGGCUAAUCAGCUGCAACCCCUCCAUAGCAAGACGAUUUAAUCAUAAUAUGCAUAUAAUGCCAGGCCCCGAAGAUGAAGACGACACUCUCCUGUACAUUGUGGGUGGAUGCAACAAUUUGGAUCGGCCCAUAAAUGUUGUGGAUAUAUACAACUUGACCAAAGGCCGGUGGGAGUCUUUGGAUGAAUCAAGCCCGAAACCUCAAGAUUUAACCACCAACAUUGAUGGUCAGGAUUCUCACCUUCUUCAAAACUCCAAUUUCUCAUUACUAAUAAGAGAUCAAGCUACAAAAAAGCCACUAAUUGUCAGCUAUGCUCCCAGCGAAACCGAUGAAGAUGUAAAUCCCGUGGUAAUUCAGCCUUUGAGUCCAGGGCCAAAUGGAAAACGAUUGCCGGCGUUUAGAAGAUAUAGCAGCUGGGGUAGUCAGAAGUACAAAGCGCCUUUUCAUUUGCAGCAUCCAUCUGGUGGAUAUUUUGGUCAGAAUAUCAUCAUUUCUGGGUUUUAUCCGGAUUUACAACCUUCAAGUUUCCAUUGUUUCACAUACAACAUCCCAACCGGAAAGUGGACAGAAAUUAAUACUGUUUCUGAUGACCCAAUAGGAGCUUCGCACCGUCUGUGGCAGUUGUUCGUUUGGCAUUCGCAUCAUAAAGUCGUUCUUCUGGGCACCAUGAUGAAAGAAGAUUAUUUGCCAAGCGUUCAGAGAUUUAGUAGCGUCUUGUGCGUUGCCCUCCCAAUGAUAAAUGUGUUUCACAAAGCUCACCAUCUCGCAGUAGGUAGAGAGAGAAGCGGCGCAAAUUUAGACCAGCUGUCUUUUGACUACGAUGGAUUUGAGGGGUACUCCCGAUACUCUGCGCCACCACUUGAAAUCACUACCAUAGCAUCUGUUUUUCCGUCAUAUGCAAUGGCUCUCGGCAAAGAUUCUUUAGAGCUUUGUGGUCAGCAUUUAUCAGAUUUUGAAAUAGUUACAGAGGACGGCGACUCUGUUCGGGUUCCGCUCCUUUUACUAAGAAGAAGAUGGGGUAGAUAUUUUGAUGAGGUUCUAGCUCAUGGUUAUGUCAAAGCUUCAAAAGCAUUCGAAGAUCAAAAUAGAGACAAUGAAUUUUCAAAAUUCUCGUCGGGUUCGGCACAUUUUAGCAGCACUCCGACAACCCAGCAAUUUGACAGCACAAGUUUAAAAGAUGCAGGAGACUCUUUCCCACAGGAACCUUUAGACCUAAAUUCUCUCAAGAACGAACAAUCACAACCAACACAACCGCUCUUUCCUUUAAUAACGAGAAAAUCAAGUCCCUUCUUCUUCGCUAAUAGAAGAGGUUCUGGCGACGUUACUGACAGCUAUAAAAAAGAAGGACGUCAGAGACCCACUAAUCUGAGUUCACAGGGUGCGCCCGAGUCGCAUCAUUCGAAGUCAGAUCCGUCUACUAGUCUCUUGUCCCAGCAUUCGUCUAAAGAGUUUAAUGAUGUCGCGGAUACUCCAAAAACAGGAAGCUCCAGUUUUGACACAAGCAAGCUCACAAGCUCCUCCGGUGGGAUGGUUUUUCGUCUUCCGUUUCAAGAGAAUAGUGGCAGGUCCGCAGUUCCCUUGCCUUUAUUGCAAGUCCUCAAUGAUGACCCUAGUCGGCUAGAAGAGCUAGAGAAACAAUCUGGAAACGCGGCUCGUAGAAAGUCUUCGGCAUCAGCAUCCUUUUUGUUUGACGGUGGAAUCCGAGGCUUACGUCGCGCUUCUCACCCGAUAUUUCAGAAUCCUAUUGAAAAGUCUACAAUCUCUCAAAGCCCAUUUGGCUCUCGCAAAGCUUCAAUCGCAUCUCAAAAUAGCUCAAUUUCAUUUGUGAGCUCGACAUCUGACAGAAUGGGAAAUUCUGCCACUCGUAGAACCUCACAGGAUAGUGGGUUGAGCACGUCGACACUCAAUUCUUUAAGCUCUCAACUCCCCCCGCUACUACCAAUGCCCUCGGAGCCUGUUCCUGCAACUCCUCAUCAACUUCAUCACGAUGGCGCGAAUCCCACCACUUCCCUAAAAAAUAGCCCAUUUUCGUCGAGAAGAUCGUCUUUUUACCACGACGUACUUCGACCUGAAUUGUCCUCUUCAGUUUCGCAGCCCCUUUUAGGUGUUCACGGAACAGCGGCACAGGACAACGUUGCUUUGAAUGAACAAGUCCCAAACAUGGCCCGCAAAAGAUCCAUCGACAGGCAGCUUUUGGAAGACAAUCUGAUUGACGUUGAACUAGAGACCAGCCUAAAAAGUCCUAAUCACAGAGCCACUCCAACGAAGGAUUUGAAGCAAACAAUUAAAAACAGCAACGCAAGGUCCACUUUAGAGAGUGAUGGUAGUCGACCAUCGUAUCUAUCAAUGGCUGACAGCAGCGCGAGUAUUAAUUUCAGUAUUGAGCACGAAUUAGAACCAUUGUUACUUCCAAGGUCUCUGUACAUGCCUUGGCCGACUUCGACCAUCAGGUCUUUUAUCGAAUUCUUCUACACGGGUCAGGUCAAUGGUAAAUGGCUACUCUCGCCUGUUGCUCUGAACUUACUGGUGAUGGCUAAAAUUUACGAGAUCCCGCUUCUUUAUGACCUAAUGGUAGAAGCUUUUUAUUCAAUUUUAGGAAGGAAAGAAGAAAGUUUACUGGCAAUCAUCGAAUCUUUAAAGCCAAUCCUACAUCCCAACCAAGACAAGGGAAAUUGUGAAAGUGAAGAGACGACUCAAGAAUUUUCAGAUUUGAAUGUAGCUCGUCAGGAAUUGCUUGAAUUCGAGGAGUCUCUUCACGCAGUCGAUGACGGGUUUUUCGAUACUCGGCUCUUGAAGAGAUUCUCAAGGAACGGUUCUAAUUGUAGCUCUGAAAGUGGUGAAGGUAUUAGCGCGAUCAAGGAAAAUAAGGAGUCUGAUACCUUGAAUGUGCCGAUUAUAUUCGCUGGAGGACCUCGUGGAAGUCAUAACUCAGUGGGUUCGUGUGGUACUCCAACCACCAUGAUGGCAGGGCGGAUGAAAUUAAAUUCGCCCAAAGGAAGUCGAGGAACUAAAAGUUCAAGCUUGAGCAAAGAGGUCACCUUGAGGGACUCGGCUGCAAGACAGUUCAACGGAUACAACAGUGACAGCAAUGUUACAAGAGAGAGAAGUGAAGAAACAGAUAGGGAAAAUAAUGCUGAUAGAAUGGAGCAACAGAAAUUGAGCAACAUGUCACAAAAUGUGAACUAUGAGGUCUCUUAUAAGAUCAUGGACUUGAAGCCCUCCGAACUUUGCCGUGGACCUCUUGAAAAUGUGGGCGAGAUCGCUGCAGAUGGAGAGAUUGAAUGCGGUAAUAAGGUCGAAAAGGUUGAAACGAACUCGAAACCCAGGAAUUACUCAUCAAGCUCCGAUUCCGAUGAUAUAGAUGCCGGCUUUGGCUUAUCUUCCACGUCAAAAAUAGACAAGAAGCUCCGUCAACGUGAGCCAGAUGCUUCUGUCGAUCCGCUGGUCAAAAAGAGCAACUCCGCGGGCUCUUCCCUAAAGAAUCUUAUUGAUUUCUUCAAGAAAGGGGAUCACGUAAACAGACCAGGAAGCCAGAAGAAAACUGUGGAUAAUUUAACACUGGCGAACAUGGCAUCAGCCAGCUCAUUUCCCCCGGUAGACUAUGUGAUUGAAUUAAUCCACGAGACUGCGACUUUGGUGCACGAUGUGCGUCUCAUUGUUAGAUGUGUCAGUGUCAUCACACUAUCGAAGAAGCUAAAGCUGUUAAAGCAAAGGCUGGAACAGAUAUCAGCUUCACGUGCGAAUGAAACUAAACACUCGUGCACAUCAACAGAGAGAACAUCUACGGACCCUCAGAGUGUCCCACCGCGGUCACAAGAUCACACCCCAGUUGCGUCGGCACCUGUGGCAGCGGUGCCUUUGACGGAUAAACUGACCCGUUCUGAAUCUAAAACUUGUCUUGACCGGAAAAGUCCCAACAGUAGCUCCCCGAAUCUGGCUGGAAUCCGGGCCAAUGAGGUGACCGAGCGCAGUUCCAAGUUUGCAUCUUCAGAGAUCAGUCUUUCCGAGAAGAGCGAUUCGUCUUCAAUCGACACCAAGGGCUCUAAAAAGGUGAAUUCUCUAAGAGCGAAAAAGAAGAACUCACACAUGGCUGGCAGUGGUUUGACCGGUGCGGCUUUGUUCAUGACGGGUCCUUUUGCACCUAUUCCCCCAAAACCCAAGAAGGAAAGUACGUCAUCUUCUCUGAACUCAACUUCAAAAGGCGGUAAAUCAUUUUUCGGCAAACGAAAGACGUGA
Messenger RNA from Lachancea meyersii CBS 8951, 4785 nucleotides. Lineage: Eukaryota; Fungi; Ascomycota; Saccharomycetes; Saccharomycetales; Saccharomycetaceae. The record is from the annotation of a GenBank genome assembly.